Molecule: messenger RNA, 2759 nt
Organism: Oncorhynchus kisutch (coho salmon)
Lineage: Eukaryota; Metazoa; Chordata; Actinopteri; Salmoniformes; Salmonidae
Product: galactose-3-O-sulfotransferase 3
Exons: 3
Coding region: 376-1794 (472 amino acids)
Biological process (GO): glycolipid biosynthetic process
Cellular component (GO): membrane
Molecular function (GO): galactosylceramide sulfotransferase activity
Source: RefSeq, a predicted model, not a curated record
AAGCGGUCUCAAAAGACAUGACCGUCUCGUUUGUGCGCACGAGGGGUCUCAAAGCAUUGAUGACAUACAGCGGGAGAGCAGCAUCCGCCGGACAGAGGGGCAAUCAAAUGUAAAACGAACGAUUCCAUCCUGCAGCGUUUCCAUAGCACUAGCCUCCUAUUAAGGUCCUUUUGAUGUUUCUAUCACGAAUGAAUCGAUGACGAAGAAGAAUAAGAAGGAAAGGGGAGAUUGGAGGAGAUUCGCUUCUCUCAUAACGGGGUACCGGUGAAAGAGGGGCAGUAGCCUACCUAUUAGUCAAAAACGUCAAACGAGAAUAGCCGCACCAUCAUCAGUCGCGUCUGUUUGUCGUGAGAUGACAAAGUGAAGUGGCGGAUCAUGUCUCAGAAGAAGAUAUUUCUGGUCUUUGUGGCAAUCAGUACCGUCAGUCUACUGCUGCACCAUGGGGGCCAUUUCAGCUGGACGAUGGAAGCCUUUCACCUCGGCUGUCCGUCACUACGCACCCACCUGUCCUCCUCUCUCAAGCCCAAACACACCAACGUGGCCUUCCUCAAGACGCACAAGACGGCCAGCACCACCAUGCAGAAUCUGCUCUUCCGCUUCGCAGAGCGCAACAACCUGACAGUGGCGCUCCCUGUGCAGGCCUGCGGACACCAGUUCUGCUACCCGCGCACCUUCAACGCCCACCUCGUCCACCCGCACACCCUGCCACCCAACGUGGUCACCAGCCACAUGCGCUUCAACCGUGCCGAGAUGCAGCGCCUCAUGCCUAACGAUACCAUCUACGUGACCAUACUUCGAGAACCAGGGUCCAUGUUUGAAUCGUUGUUCAGUUACUAUAACCAGUACUGUCAGAGUUUUAAGAGAGUUCCCAAUGGGUCCCUGGAGGCAUUUCUGGACGAGCCGUGGCGGUACUACCGUCCGGACGAAAAGGACUCCAUGUACGCCCGUAACACUCUGACCUUUGACCUAGGUGGGGACAAGGACCGUCCGGCGGCAGACGCAACAGCGUACGCCCGGGCCUUUGUGGCCGAGACAGAACGCGUCUUCUCCCUGGUGAUGAUCGCUGAGUACUUUGACGAGUCGCUGGUCCUCCUCCGUCACCUUCUCUCCUGGGAUCUGGAAGACGUGCUCUACGUCAAGCUGAACAUGCGAAUGUCCGGCUCCAAGCACAGCCUCUCUCCAGGCCUCCCCUUCAAGAUCCGCGCCUGGAACGCCUUGGAUGCACGCCUCUAUGAUCACUUCAACGCCUCCCUGUGGCGCCAGCUGACAGCCCUGGGCCCGGCGUGCGUGGCCAGGGAGGUGCGGUUGCUCCGCAGGGCCCAGGAGAGGCUGGUGAGGGGCUGCUUUGGAGGACGGCUUCCCCAGCUCCGCUCUGCUGCCCAGAUCAAGAACAAGGAGCUGCGGCCGUGGCAGCCCAGUGCAAAGGUGGACAUCGUGGGCUACGACCUGCCGACCAACACCAAUGCCACGUGGCCCGGAAGUCUGGCCCACGAGCUGUGUCUGAAGCUCAUCAUGCCAGAGGUCCAGUACACCAGGGUCCUGCUUCGAUCGCAGUCGCUACGCUACAGACGCAGCUACCCGCUCCGCUCCCCUCAGCCCCAGCCGCAGCAGCCCGUACGGUCGGUCCUGCCACGCCACCAACAGGUGGGGAUACAGCAGAUACACCGGGAGGCCCUUCCUCCAGGACUUGGUCCCGCCUCUAGCCCCACAGCCACCUCUCGACCUGCAGGGACCCAGAGCAGGGCCACCAGGGUGGGGCUAAGGCCCUCGGGCCCCCAGAGGCAGACGCCAUAACUUAAGACUGCAGCCUUGAAUAUAGACAGACUGAAUACAGCCAGACUAAAUACAGGCAUGCAGGCAGACAGACAGACUGUCCUCCAGACUUCAGCCAUUUGUCCCCAGGGACUGUAUCAGGGGGUUCUGGAGGAGAUAGGGAGAGGGGGGACACCCCCAGAUUGGGGCUGGAGUUUGGGGUAGGACCCCAUCAUUAUGGGCACAGGCAGAGCACUCUCAUUAAUUACAAACUCUGUAUGGAACAAUAAAGAACUGUUACUCUCGCUUUAUCUCUCUCACUCUCUAAUGCCACCCCCCCCCCCCCUCCCAAACCUUGAGAAGAUCAGUGAGAUGACAGUGAGAGAGGGUCAUCGCUCCGGGUCCGUGUCCAACCCUCUAAGCCUUCUCCAGAGAGGAAAACCAUCCAGUCCUGGGCCUCUCACCCAAUGACUUUACCCCCUCCCACUGAGUGUUAGGCCCGAGGACAGGUCAAAUGUCAAAAGUUAGGCCAGCGGUCCUUAGACUGACCCCCCCCACACACACACACUCGCAGCCCUUACACCAACUCUCUCCCUCCUGCCCACCCUGCUUUAGAACAUCUCUCUCUGCUUCUCCGACCCCAGCUCAUCUCUCUCUCCCCUCUACCAGCAACUGAACUAGACCAUGGCGGCUGCUGCUGACAAAUGGGAUGUUUUUAGAUAUGGGAAUUGUGUGUGUGAAAGCGUUUUUCCUAUGUAUUUUGUUUAUCUGGGGCGUUAUCGCAAUAAAGUUUUAUGUAAAGUCUUAUGUAAAGGUAGGGAUCUUAUAACCACAAGACACACACACACACCGGACUCAACCCGUUGUUGGUUCUGCAAGCCUGCUAAAAGACAUGAUGAGUGAGAGCUACAGUGUUUGAAUAUUUAAUUAUGUAUUCUUAAUGAGGCUCUCUUUGGAGAGACCUUCCACUUGGGUUACACAGUGAAACACACACACUCACACACACA